Molecule: messenger RNA, 1239 nt
Organism: Peronospora matthiolae
Lineage: Eukaryota; Oomycota; Peronosporomycetes; Peronosporales; Peronosporaceae
Source: the annotation of a GenBank genome assembly
AUGCAACAGCUACUGGACCAACUCGAUGUGGUGACAGCCUUUCUCUACGGAGUGAUGAAGGAGAAGGUGUACUGCGUGAUACCAGAAGGCGUCGAGAUGGAUGGCGACUUCGACUGUCUCGAGUUGGUGAAGGCGAUCUACGGUCUCAAGCAAGCUUCACGUGUGUGGAACGAGACUUUCGACGAGUUCGUAUGCUCCAUCGGUUUCGAAGCGUCGGCGUUCGACCCAUGUCUCUACAUCAAGGUUGUCGACGGUCAUUGUGUGCUCGUGCUGGUCUACGUGGAUGACGUGUUGGUCACCGGCAGCUCGCUCGAGUUGAUUGCGCAGACGAAGGCCGACCUCAAGACGCGUUUCGAGAUGACCGACAGUGGCAAGUGUACUUUUGUACUGGGCAUCGAACUGGUGGAUGAAUCGGAUGGCAGCGUGACGAUGUGCCAGCGACGGUAUGUCAACGACAUCCUCAAGUGCUUCGGCAUGGAUGAGUGCAAGGCCACAGCAAGUCCGGUCGACUUGAGCACUCGGCUUGUCGCAAGCAGCGAAGCGGCCAAGAUCGACGUUCCGUUUCGUGAAGCUGUGGGAGCUUUGAUGCACUUGACGACUGCGACGCGCCCGGACAUUGCGUAUGCUGUGGGGUACGUCUCGCGCUUCAUGGAGAAUCCGCAGCAAGAACAUGGGACGGCGGUGAAGCGCAUCUUUCGUUACUUGCAAGGGACCAAGUCGCACGGACUCCGCUUCCAGCCAAGCGACAAGAUCGACUUUCGUGGCUACUCGGACGCGGACUGGGCCGGCGACCACGCUGAUCGCAAGUCGACUUCGGGUUACACUUUCAUGCUGAUGGGUGCUCCUGUGAGUUGGGGAAGCAAGAAGCAGUCAAGUGUGUCGCUGUCGACGAGUGAAGCGGAAUACAUCGCACUGAGUCUGGCCAUCCAGGAAGGCAAGUGGGUGCAUCGCCUGCUAUGCGAGAUUUUGGCGGCCGCAAACGAACCAGGACCGGACCUCGUCAUCCGUGAAGACAACCAGUCGUGCAUCAAGAUGACAAAGAAUCCGGUGAAUCAUGGCCGCGCCAAGCACAUCGACAUCAAGUACCAUCACAUCCGUGAUGAGGUCAAGCGCGGUGAAGUGCAGCUCGAGUAUUGCGAGACUUCCGAGAUGAUGGCGGACACCAUGACCAAGGGACUUUCGGGACCUCGCCAAAAGGACUUGACGACGGCUCUCGGCAUUCGUGCGAGUUCGGCUUGA